AUGGCUACGAUUCUCCACAAACAGAUUUGGAACAGCAAGUUCAAGCAGCUGAUGACAGCUCUAAAACUCAACAAGAGACUCACUGGUUUCAAGAAUGAAACUUACAGAAAUCAUCUGGUCGCUGCCAUUGGUGAAUUCUGCGGUACCUUCAUUUUCUUGUGGUCCGCUUUUGUGAUUGCCCAAAUCGCUAAUGAGGACACUUCUGUAUCUUCUCCAGGUUCCCAUCCAGGUCAAUUGAUCAUGAUCGCUUUGGGUUUCGGUUUCUCCGUCAUGUUUGCCGUUUUCAUCUUCUUCAGAGUCUCUGGUGGUAAUUUGAACCCAGCUGUUACUUUGACUUUGGUCUUGACAAACGUCAUCCCAUGGCCAAGAGCUCUUGUCAUGUGGAUCAGUCAAAUGGUUGCCGGUAUGGCUGCUGCAGGUGCUGCUUCUGCCAUGACCCCAGGUGAAAUCUUAUUCGCUAACGGUCUAGGUGGUGGUGCUUCCAGAUCCAGAGGUGUUUUCUUGGAAGCCUUCGGUACCGCAAUCCUAUGUACCACCGUUUUGUUCAUGGCCGUUGAAAAGCAUAAGGCUACCCCAAUGGCUCCAUUCGCCAUUGGUAUUGCAUUGUUUGUUGGUCACUUGAUCUGUGUUUACUACACCGGUGCCGGUUUGAACCCAGCCAGAUCUUUCGGUCCAUGUAUCGCUGCUGCCUCUUUCCCUAACUACCAUUGGAUUUACUGGAUUGGUCCAGGUCUUGGUGCCAUCAUGUCUGCCGCUUUGUGGCACAUCUUGAAGUUCUUGAAUUAUGAGAACUGUAACCCAGGUCAAGAUGAUAUCCUAUAA
Molecule: messenger RNA, 822 nt
Organism: Kluyveromyces lactis
Lineage: Eukaryota; Fungi; Ascomycota; Saccharomycetes; Saccharomycetales; Saccharomycetaceae
Exons: 2
Coding region: 1-822 (273 amino acids)
Biological process (GO): transmembrane transport
Cellular component (GO): plasma membrane
Molecular function (GO): water channel activity
Source: RefSeq, a predicted model, not a curated record